GCUGUUCUUGGCUCCAGACAGCCUUGCGCCCAUCUUACCCUGAUUCAUCAUAUUUUACAUAGCUGCAUGAUGUGGCACUUGAUGCAGAUUGCGCUGUUGGUAGUCGUGCAGUCGGAGCAGACCGAGCAGACAUGCGAGGGCCCCCAGGCAAGCAGUGCAGUGCUGCUUCAGGCGUCCACCAAUCGCACGAACAUAGCAUCUGAGCAGCAAGUCGCGUCUCGCAUCCAGCAAGACUUGGAGGACAUCCAGGCCUCCCUGCUGGAGAGAUCCCACGAAGGUGUACAUGAGGUUGUUGAGCAGGAGUUGGAAGAUGCAGUCCAGGGCAAGAACAGCCGGCGUCGCCGUAGCCGUCGCCGGACCACCACUACCACGACUACUGUGGACUGUGGCUCCAGCGUUGAGUAUGUGUCCAUUGCCUGGCAAGUGGCUUCGGGCUUCUGCCUGGAGGGCUCGAACAGCGGCGGAGCCACCUACUUGGACACGAGCUCGUGCUCCUCCAUCACCAACGGCCGAGACAAGUUCUCCUUUGUGGACCAGGGCGAUGGUUACUGCAAGCUGCAGUCAGAGUACGCCACCCGCCGCCGCAGUGCCAAGGGCAAGUCUGUGACCUGCGCCACCAACUCGAAAGCCGUUGUUUUCUGCGCUGCCCAGGGCUCCCAGAGCUACACCAAGUUCAAGCUGGAAGAUCUGGGAAGCAAUCGGUUUUCAAUGUACUGGUACGACAGCUCCGGAAACUCCGCCAUUGCUAAGCGGAAUGCUUAUGGAAUUCGGAUUCAGGACUACUCCAGUUCCGAUGAGCCGAAGUUCAAGGUCUACAAAAAUGCGGUCUAUAGCAACACUUGCUUGCUCACCAAGAACGAUCUUGGCCUCACCUGCUGGAAAUGAGUUGGUGCUGAAUGGCUGGGCGUGUUUUAGCCUCGCCUCCGGCUUUGGGAUCUGGCAAGGGAUCUGUAUUUCAAAGCUCACCAGCUGCGUGGGAGCUGGAAUGUGCCGGCCUGCUCGCAAAAUUCUUUGCUUGCGCUUGUAGAGAGAAGGCAGAGAGGUGUGCGUAGUUUAGCUCACGUGGCGCACUUUUGUCUCAGGCAUGACGGACAACGCCCUCAGAGGCAUGAUCAAGGCCUUUUACGCUGGGAGUCAAGCAUCAGCUUGCGAAGCUAACACCAGGCCAGUGCGCCGGCAAGCCGCGAGGAAUUAAAAUCUGCAGUGUUUCAGAUGCUCGACACCAACGGAGAUGGCUACCUAGGUCAAGAAGAGCUGUGGCCCUUUGUGCUGCAGACGGGCUUCGAUGGUAGUCGAGACGAGUGGAGCGAGGACUUUGCACUGCUUUGUGACGACUACCAUUGUGAUCCGAGCAGAGGUCUUCCGUAUGCGGACUUUUGCUCUUUGGUGGACGUCGAGUCUGACACAACUUGCUACUGCACAGAGAACGAGCUGAAGGGUAUGCUCUGGAAGGGCGUGCAGGAGCUGGGGAAAAGAGGCACAGGAGAUGUCCAGAGGAAGGAUGGGAAGGGCCAGGGCAACGUGAAGGGGAAGGCCAAGGUCAAGGGCCAUGAGAGAGAACGAGGCAAAGGCAAUGCAAAGGGCGACAAAGGCAAGGAGAAGGGCAAAGGAAAAAGCAAAGAGGGCAAAGGACAUGCCACAGAGGAAGAGCAAGCAAAGGAUGACCCAUGGGGAGGCACCGACCCAUGGUCAACGCCAGCAGCUUUGCGGCACAAGGAGAAAAUGAAGCAGCCAAAGGCUGAGGAUGAGACCUGGAACCAGUGGCGGGACUCGGGCAAGCCAGGUGUUGGUCAUGAUCCUGCCAAACCGGCAGUGGAUAUGAAGAAGUUGUUGGAGGCCGCACGGGCAAAGCGCGAGGCCAAGGCCCUGGAAGAAGCUCAAGCCAGCCGUGUCAAGCUUGCAGAGGCAGAAGCACCUGAAGAAGUGCCCGAAGUGCCUGACAUGCCUGACGUACCUGAAGUGCCCGAAGCGCCUGCAGUGCCCGAAUCAUCGAAGGAAGGAAGGAGGUUGACAGAGGUCCGACCUCCUGUGCCCCCCGUGCCUCAAGAGGAGGACGAAGAGGCCUUCUGGGCACCAAAGAUGGAAGAUGGCUUGUGGUCCGCAACACCACAGCGCAAGGCCUUGUCCCAGAACGAUGCUCUGGCAGGCGUGGGUACCGCCAUCGCCAAACUCGCCAUGGGAGACAACGAUGCGGUGCAGGAGCUGGUGCAGCACGUAGGUGGCGCCCCUUGCGUCGCCCAUGCUGCCGCAGUGGCCAGCAGCGCACUGCGGUCGCUGCUGCUGAACCGGCCCGAGGAGGCCCGCACGCUGCUGGUGCUGGACGAGGUGCUGCUGCUGCCCGUGGAAGGCGACGCCACGCUGCUGAAGGCGUUGCAGCGCCUGGCCUUGAGUGUGGGCAGUGCUGGAGCACCCUUGCUGCUGCGGACGCUGGUGGCCGCCCUGUCCAAAGUCGAGGACCGCCACUUGGAGGUGCGCUCAGCUGCAGCUGCGGCCACGGAAGCCCUUGUGAAAGGCGCAGACCCCUUUGCCUUCGAGGCCUUGCUGCCGGCGCUGGCUGCGGCCAUGGAGCCGCGGCGCAGCCCCGCCAUGAAGCUGCAUGCCUUGAAGCUGUUGAAGAACUGCUGGCGGCGUGGCAAGGACGGUGAGGCAGCAGUCGUGGAGAAAUUGCCAGAGCUGUUGCCAAUCACCACAGCCUUGUUGGUGGACACCAGCAAAGAGGUGAGCUCGUUGGCCUCAGAGUCCUCGGACGUGCUCAUGUCCCUCUCGGGGAACUUGGACCUGGAGCCCCACAUGGAGGAGAUCAUGAGCUGCGCCAAGGGCAAGCACGACGUCUCCAAGUGCGUGCGGGACCUCGCAGAGGUGGUCUUUGUUCGCCGCGUCACGGCACCGGCACUGGCUGUGGUGCUGCCAGUGCUUAGUAAGGGCCUGAAGAGCCGAAAUGCGCGGACGCAGCGGCAGGCAUGCAUCAUUGCUGAGAACAUGGGCCGCCUGGUCUCGGCCACGGCAGACCUCCGUCCUUUCGCACCUUCGCUGCUGCCACAGCUGAAGCGCAUCAGUGAGGAGGUUGCAGACCCAGAUGUUCGAGCUGUGGCAGAGCGAGCAUACACCUUCUUCUCGGAAGUGACUGACGCCGACCGAAGUGGUGCAGUACGAAAGGAGCUCCGGGCCAUCCUUGAAAUGGCCGUGACGGAAGCAGAGGUGGCGCUCGCAGGUGCUGUCGGAGGUGGCCGCGACAUCGAAAUGACGCCGUGCCCGAGCUUUGUGCGUGAUAUAGUGCUGGACCAUGUGGUGCUGCUUUGUCUUGGCCUCGGACGCUCCUCCUCCAGUGCCUGGCGGAACCGCUUGGCCCCGCUGCUGGAGAGUGCGCUGCCAGGAGGUGCCCACGACAUCAAAGCUCUGGUCACCAGCCUGCGCACCGUGGCUGAGCGACUCGCGUGCACGCCUGACGAUCCAGAGCACUUGUCCUCAGAUUCCGAAGAGGAAAGGCUGCCGCUGCUUUGCGACUGCACCUUCACCUUGGCUUGCGGGGCUGCAACCCUGCUGACUGAUGCCAGGCUCCAGCUGAGGCGAGGCUGUGUCUAUGGCCUGGUGGGCGGCAAUGAUAGUGGAAAGAGCACGCUGCUGCGCGCCAUUCAUGACCGCCGCGUGACUGGCUUCCCCCCUGCCUCGGAGCUCCGCACGUCCCUCGUGGAGCACGGCGUAGGAGAACGAGCACCUGAUUGCGAUAUGUCUGCGCUGGACUUCUUGAUGGCCGAUCCAGCAAUAUGCACACUUCGCCAGCAGCACGAGGUGGUGGCAGAGUUGAAGCGCAUGGGCUUUGAAGAGGGCGCAAGGAUGCAUCAGCCCAUCAGAACGCUGAGUGGGGGCUGGCGUAUGAAGAUGGCCUUGACACGGGCAGUGCUGCAGGCUGCGCACGUUGUGCUGUUGGACGAGCCGACGGGACAUUUGGAUGUCACGCACAUUUCCUGGUUGGUGGACUAUGUGAAUCAAUUGCAGGAUGAUCCAGCGAGAAUGGUGACUGUUGUGGUAGUGUCGCAUGACGCACCAUUCCUUGACAAGGUCUGCUCACACAUCAUUCACGUCAAUGGGAACAAGCUGCAGAUGCAUCGGGGCAACUUCUCCACCUUCCUGGCACGAGUGCCAGACGCCCAGCUGGGCUCCAGGGAGGAGGCUCAGACCUGCACUGCUUUUGUCUUGCCGGAGCCAGGGCAGUUGGAAGGCGUCCGUUCCAAGAGCAAGCGCUUCCUGUAUUUAGAGGAUGUGGUCUUCACCUACCCGGAGGGUACCGCGCCAGCCGCGAAGGCUGCAACUGUGGAAUGUUCGCUCAGGAGCCGCGUGGCCAUCAUGGGUCCCAACGGCGCGGGCAAGUCCACAGUGGCGGGCCUUGUCGUGGGUGAACUGUCGCCCGAUGCAGGCUUUGCGUGGCGGCAUCCGAACCUGAGAAUGGCUUAUGUCGCGCAGCACGCCUUCCAUCACCUAGAGGAGCAUUUGCAGCUCACCGCAGUGGAGUACAUUCUCUGGCGAUUCCAAGGAGAUGAAGAUCGAGAGGCUCUUGCCAAAAAGGCGGAAGAGGAAGAAUGCGAAGAGCCCAAAGUGUUCCGCCUGGUGGAGGAUCGCCUGGUGCUCUGCGAUGCGGGGCAUCCGCAGGCCUUGGAGCCAGAGAUGAUUGUUGACAGGCGUCAGCGAGGGCGCCUGGGCUACGAGUACGAGAUGCGCUGGCGUGGCAGGUCCGCAACGACAUGGAUGUCGCGAUCACAGGUAGUCGCCAUGGGCUGCUUGGGCAUGGUCAAGCGCGAGGAUGAGCGCCAAGCUGCACAGCGCAGCCUCAGUGGGCGACCACUCACAAGCCCGGCGGUGGAGGCACACCUGGCUGGAUUUGGGCUGUCCAAGGAGGAGGCAUGCCAUCGUCGCUUGGGAGCUCUCUCCAGUGGCCAGCGCGCACGAGCUGUGCUUGCAGCCUCAACUUGGCUGGCUCCGCACCUCCUGGUGCUUGACGAGCCGACGAAUUACCUUGACCAGCCCUCUUUGGCUGCGUUAGCCGCCGGCUUGAAGGUGUUUGGUGGUGGCGUGCUGGUGAUCUCUCACACCGCCUCUUUCGUAGAUGAGGUCUGUACAGAGCGCUGGAUGAUGCAAGGUGGCCGGCUGCGUCGUGAGGGCGCGCCGGUGCAUGACGACGAGGAGGGCAGACCAACGCCAUUUUCUGCGCCAUCUUCCGUGUCGCUUGCGGCCGCGGCAGCCAAAGAAUCCAAGGAGAAAAAGAAGAUGAAGAGACUCAAGGAGCUCCGGAGAAAAUUAGGUCAGGAAGUCAGUGACGAUGAAGAUGAAUGGUACCAGGACUUGGUCAAGAAGGUGAACGCAAAGCCGAAGUAGGGCCUGGGCAUCAAGCUCUGACUGCCUCAGCACAUCGAACUCUGCCUGUUUCCCUUGUUCCCCUGCGCUUGCCGCAGUGCCUCCGUUCAGCCGCCUUGGACACGGUGAGCCUACGGCCGGUUGGGGCGAUGGAGCUUGUGUUUGUGUGUGUGUGUG
Effrenium voratum is the source of this 5526-nucleotide messenger RNA. Lineage: Eukaryota; Dinophyceae; Suessiales; Symbiodiniaceae. The record is from the annotation of a GenBank genome assembly.